Drosophila serrata is the source of this 1509-nucleotide messenger RNA. RefSeq names its product trypsin-1. Gene Ontology annotation, biological process: proteolysis. Gene Ontology annotation, molecular function: serine-type endopeptidase activity. The record is from RefSeq and is a predicted model, not a curated record. Lineage: Eukaryota; Metazoa; Arthropoda; Insecta; Diptera; Drosophilidae.
ACUCCCAAUAGCGCUUCUCCCAGUGCAAAGACAAGAUGACACCUCCGCCACCUUGUUCUCCAUUGAUGAGGCGUCAUCUUGGCCUAAUAUGUGUUGUGUUUGCCCUUAUCGGGAACUGAUAGCUGCGACGCUGAUUGCCAAUUGUUAGUCUUGGCUCCCGGCUUUUCAUCAGCCCCAACUCCAACUUCAGUGAGAGUCACAAACUGAAGGAACUCGGAUGCUCAAAUCGUGAUGACUCGCCGCGGUGAUGAUUAUGCCCUUUGUUUGCUUUGGCUGCUGCUGCUGGUGGUCGCCUGUGAAGCGCAGGAUUUGGAGCAGAAGCCGCGCAUCAUCAAUGGGAGUAUAGCCCGAGCGGAUGAGACAAAACACCUGGUCUCCAUACGAUUGAAACGGCACGAUAACAACUUUGGCAGUGGCCACAUCUGCGGAGGAGCCCUCAUAGCGCCCAACAAGGUGCUCACCGCCGCCCACUGUCUGUACAACAACCAGAGGAAGCGCUACCGCCAGCCCAGCGAGUUCGUUGUGGUCCUGGGCACCCUGAAUCGUUUUGAGCGGCACAACGGCACCAUCGUCUCGCCGGUUAGCUCCAUGGCCUACAUGCACACCUUCAGUCCGGACAGUAUGCGCGACGAUGUGGGCAUACUCUUCCUAAGGACUGGCCUACCCGAUGGCGGUGGCCAUCUCAGCGUAGCACCCAUCCAGCUGGCAGGUCAGGUGACGCCGCCGGGAAGAGUGUGCCAGGUGGCCGGCUGGGGGCGCACGGAAAGAAGCUCACUGUCCAACAUCCUGCUAACUGCCAACGUGAGCACCAUUCGCCACCAGACUUGCCGGAUGAUCUACAAGACUGGCCUGCUGCCUGGAAUGAUGUGUGCCGGACGAUUGCAGGGCGGAACUGAUUCGUGCCAAGGUGAUUCCGGUGGUCCGCUGGUGCACGAGGGGCGUGUGGUGGGCGUGGUAUCCUGGGGCUAUGGUUGCGCCGAGCCUGGUCUGCCAGGCGUCUAUGUGGAUGUGCAGUACUAUCGUCAGUGGAUCGAGGAGCGUAGCAGUAGUGCCAGCAGCUACUUGAGGAGAAUGCCUUCUGCUUUAGUCAUUGCCAUGAUUAUGAUGUGUAGAUGCUUGUGACCCGGAAGUAAAGCUGGAACAACAUCGAAACCUAAUGUGUUGCAGUUGCAUACCUGUAAGGUCAGUCCGUCAUUCAACUAUACUCUUAAGAUGGUCUCAUCUGCUCUCUUUGGAGAAUGAUUUAGCUGUGGCCAUCUCUUUCCAGAUAAAAUACUGAGACCACCUUGUAUAGCUUCAUCACGACCCAGAGGGAUUUCUUUUGUGCCUUAUCAACUAAGAAUUCUACCGAUUCUUUCCAGUCCCAAGCUAAUAAGUUUCCCUUCGACGAUGCAAUCGUUGCCUUGUAGCCAUUAUCUAACAGAGUUUCACAAUGAUCGGAUAAUUAUCGCGACUCCACCUUAUCAGGUCGAGCUUCUUCUGGCGAAUAAAAGCACAUCAUCAAAUCCA